ACUGGAAAGUAAAAGCGCACGGAUUUAAUCCAAAAGAAAGAUUUUUCCACACUGGAUCGAAAAUGGGACCAGCCACAAAACUUGCAUUCGGCGUUUUUCUCAUUUCUUGUUCAUCAGGUGCCAUCCUCGGCAGAUCAGAGACGCAAGAAUGUGUCCACUUCAGCUACAGCCCCAAUAUGGAAAAUCGGGUAAACCGCAGCGGCAUUGAGUCCUGUGUCGGGGAGAAGGACAAGAGACUCCACUGCUAUGCUACGUGGAGGAAUGUGUCGGGGAUGGUGGAGGUUGUGAAGCAGGGCUGCUGGCUUGAUGAUGUUAACUGCUAUGACAGCACUGAAUGUGUGGAGAAAAAAGAGGAUCCAGAGGUGUUUUUCUGCUGCUGUGAAGGCAACAUGUGCAAUGAGAAAUUCUUCUAUAAUCCAGACGUUCCACUGGUACACACAACAGCAACACCGGAGCCUGUUAACCCUCUGUUGUUCAGCACCCUUCUGUACUCUCUGGUACCCAUCAUGGGUAUUGCUGCCAUCAUCCUCUUCUCUUUCUGGAUGUAUCGCCAUCAUAAGCUGGCGUACCCACCUGUGCUGGUGCCCACGCAGCACGCCUUUCAUAUCAUGAUAGAGGACCCUGGGCCCAUGCCUCCCUCCCCAGUACUGGGUCAGAAGCCACUGCAGUUGCUUGAGAUUAAAGCCAGGGGGCGAUUUGGCUGUGUAUGGAAGGCCCAGCUACUUAACGACUAUGUGGCAGUCAAGAUUUUCCCCAUUCAGGACAAGCAGUCAUGGCAAAACGAAUUUGAGAUCUACAACCUGCCUGGCAUGAAGCAUGAGAACAUUCUCCAUUUCAUUGGAGCUGAAAAGAGGGGCACCAAUCUCGACAUAGAGCUGUGGCUUAUUACAUCUUACCAUGAGAAGGGCUCUCUCACAGAUUACUUAAAGGCCAAUGUAGUGUCAUGGAAUGAGCUGUGUCAGAUUGCCCAAACCAUGGCGCGGGGCAUUGCGUACCUCCACGCUGAUGUUCCAGGUGUUAGAGAAGGACACAAGCCUGCCAUUGCCCACAGGGACAUCAAGAGUAAGAACGUACUGUUGAAGGCUAAUCUGACCGCCUGCAUUGCUGACUUUGGCCUGGCCCUGAGGUUCGAGGCCGGGAAGUCAGCUGGAGACACACACGGACAAGUUGGAACAAGGCGUUACAUGGCUCCUGAAGUGCUGGAGGGAGCGAUAAACUUCCAACGAGAUGCCUUCCUUAGGAUAGACAUGUAUGCCGUGGGACUGGUGCUGUGGGAGCUGGCUUCCCGCUGUACAGCAGCUGAUGGCCCUGUGGAUGAGUACACGCUGCCAUUUGAGGAGGAGGUGGGCCAGCACCCCACCUUGGAGGAUAUGCAGGAGGUGGUGGUUCACAAAAAAUUGCGACCCACCCUCAGAGAGUGCUGGCAGAAGCAUCCAGGUUUGACCAUGCUGUGUGAAACCAUUGAGGAGUGCUGGGACCAUGAGGCAGAGGCUAGACUCUCUGCUGGCUGUGUGGAGGAGCGGGUGGUCCAAAUGCAACGGCAAACCAGCAUCACAGCGCCAGAGGAGAUUGUCACUGUCGUCACCAUGGUGACGAACGUGGACUACCCACCUAAGGAGUCUAGCCUAUGACUGGUGUGGAAGACAUGAAACACAAGGACAGGACAAAGUAGAAACAAACCCUCAAACAGAGGACCUUUGCUCCGAGCAGCUAGCUCAUUUUGACAAAUCCUGGCGAUUGUGAUGUACAUACUACAAAAGGUGAAUUGUCAGCAAUGGAUUUGCACCAAAUCUGGGCCUAUAACUGGUUUUUGCUAUUUUGGCGCAAACCUCCAGACGCGUCUAAAAUCUCUCACCUUGGGGCACAUUUUGGAAAAAACAAAUCUGACACAAGGACCUUCAGGGUGGGAGGAACUUUCAUACUCACCUGUUAAUGAAUGGGCAAAAUUAGUAUGCUAGUUAAACUUUUAGUUGGUGUUUCUCUUUCUUUCAAGAUGAGGAG
This is a messenger RNA of Chanos chanos (milkfish), 2001 nucleotides long. RefSeq names its product activin A receptor type 2Aa (gene acvr2aa). The record is from RefSeq and is a predicted model, not a curated record. Gene Ontology annotation, cellular component: activin receptor complex; plasma membrane. Gene Ontology annotation, molecular function: activin binding; metal ion binding; activin receptor activity. Gene Ontology annotation, biological process: activin receptor signaling pathway; cellular response to growth factor stimulus; protein phosphorylation. Lineage: Eukaryota; Metazoa; Chordata; Actinopteri; Gonorynchiformes; Chanidae. The transcript is spliced from 12 exons. The coding region runs from base 63 to 1631 and encodes 522 amino acids.